Colletotrichum gloeosporioides is the source of this 1389-nucleotide messenger RNA. RefSeq names its product ATP phosphoribosyltransferase. Bases 1 to 1389 code for a protein of 462 amino acids. The transcript is spliced from 4 exons. Gene Ontology annotation, biological process: L-histidine biosynthetic process. Gene Ontology annotation, cellular component: cytoplasm. Gene Ontology annotation, molecular function: ATP phosphoribosyltransferase activity; magnesium ion binding. The record is from RefSeq and is a predicted model, not a curated record. NCBI's taxonomy places the organism in Eukaryota, Fungi, Ascomycota, Sordariomycetes, Glomerellales, Glomerellaceae.
AUGGCCCAGUUCAAGGAGAAGCUGAUCGCGAAGGAAAGCCUAGAGGGUCGCCUGUUGUUCGCCGUGCCCAAGAAGGGCCGCCUCAACUCGGCCACCCUGGACCUGCUUGAGGGAGCCGACAUCAAGUUCCGCCGCGAGAGCCGUCUCGACAUUGCCCUCGUCAAGAACCUCCCCAUCGCCCUCAUCUUCCUGCCUGCCGCCGAUAUCCCGACGUUUGUUGGCGAGGGCCGCGUCGACCUUGGAAUCACGGGCUGGGACCAGGUCAGGGAGCACGAUGCCGGCAUCAUUGCCCACAACAAGUCGAGGAGGGCUUCCGUCGACCUCAAUGAUGGCGAGCUGAAGCCCACCGGUGGCUGCGAGAUGGUCAUGGAGCUCGGCUUCGGUGCCUGCAAGCUCCAGGUCCAGGUCCCCGAGAAGGGAGCCUACGCCACAACGCAGGACUUGGUCGGCAAGACCAUCGGCACCAGCUUCGUCAACCUGGCCGAGGAGCACUUUGCCAAGCUCGAGCUGGGCGUCGACGCCGACGGCAACAGCAACACGUCGCCCAGGAAGCUGCGCACCAAGAUCAUUGAGCUCAGCGGAAGUGUCGAGGCCGCCUGCGCGCUGGGUGUCGCUGACGGCAUCGUCGAUCUCGUUGAGUCUGGCGAGACCAUGAGGGCCGCCGGCCUCAAGGCCAUCGACACCGUCGUCGACUCGCAGUCCGUCCUGAUCAAGUCCCGCAACCCCUCCAACGUCGAGCUCGUCGAGCUCAUCGCCGCUCGCAUCCGCGGUGUCAUCACCGCUCAGAGGUUUGUCCUGUGCCAGUACAACAUCGAGAGGUCACGCCUCGGCGAGGCGAAGCAGAUCACCCCCGGCAAGCGGGCGCCGACCAUCACGACGCUGGACGAGGAGGGCUGGGUUGCCGUCAGCUCCAUGGUGGAGAAGAAGAAGAUUGCUCUGGUGAUGGACGACCUGACCCGCGUUGGCGCCCAGGACAUUUUGGGUGUCAUGACACCCAUCAUCUUCGUCUCGUUCCUCCUCUCCCUAGUGUGGGUCGACCUGAAGUACACACUGAGGAGAUCCCGGGAUCGCGGCCACCACCACGGCGGCGGCUGGAUGCCCAGCUGGCUACACGGCAUCGUGUACCGUCGCUCACCGUACACGUACAUGCAGAAGGAAUCCACAACGCCAAGUCCCAGCCCCAGAUCAAGUCCCAGGGAGGAGCCGGGCGAGUUCUACUACCACAGCAAGCAGAAGAAGCUGAUGCGCAUGGAGAUGGACGACGCGUUCGAGGUCCGAGGGCAGGUUCUCGUGGUCGUGGGGGCGGCUUCUCUGGCGACGCUCUGGGGGUUCUGGGUGUUGACGAGCUGGGUCUGGAGGAGCGUGUCACUACGGGGUCUUGUCUUUUGA